CUACCCGCCCUCCUGUUCACAAUGAAGGAAUCCUUGCUCUGCUUGGUGACUACCCUCCUGGUCUGUUUCCCAACUUCUUCCUACAGUCAACUCUACACCAUGGCUGUUCCUAGUGUCCUGUGGGUGGAAAACGAAGAGCAGAUUGUGGUGGAGGCUCAUGGGCUCAAUGCUGCCACAGAGGUGACCGUCUCUGUCCAUAAUUUCCCACAGAAGAGGGAUAGCUUGUACCAGAUCAAAGCUACCAUGAAUCCAGCUAAUGGCAUGAUGGUGACUCCUCUCAUAAAGGUUCCUGCAAAAGACCUAAAGAAGGAUCCCAAGAAAAACCAGUAUGUUAUUGUCCAGGCUUCUUGUCGUCAUUUCACACUUGAGAAGGUGGUUCUGGUCUCCUUCCAAAGUGGCUACAUCUUCACCCAGACAGACAAAACCAUCUACAAGCCUGGAUCAUCAGUGCGGUACCGUGUUUUCUCUAUGGGUCAUGGCAUGGAACGUUUGGACAAAAAUGUGAUUGUUCAACUUGAGACAUCAGAAGGUGUUAUUGUCAGUGAGAAUACUUUCAAUCCCGCAACACCGCUCACUCAGUCAUUUCAUCUACCUGAGACUGUCAGUUUGGGAACCUGGAAUGUUGUGACUAGAUAUCAAGAUUCCCCGCAGGAGACCUUCAGAACACCAUUUGAUGUCAAAGAAUACGUAUUCCCAAGUUUUAAAGUUGACAUUGAACCAAGUGAGAAGUUUUAUCAGGUUAAUGUCAACAGAAAUUUCCACGUGGAUAUCACUGCAAGGUAUCUUAAUGGGAAGAAAGUUGAAGGUGUUGCCUUUGUCCUCUUUGGAGUGAAAACUGAUAAUGAGAAAAAGAGUAUUUCAGACUCACUCAAAAGAAUUCCAAUUCAAGAAGGGAAAGGAACUGCAGAACUAACGAAAGACAUGCUUCAGACCACGUCUCGCAAUCUUAAUCAGCUUGUUGGGUACUCUCUCUACAUCUCUGUAACAGUAAUUACAGAAUCAGGGAGCGAUAUGGUAGUGGUUGAGAGAGGUGGCAUAAACAUAGUGACAUCGCCCUAUCAGAUCCACUUCACAAAAACCCCAAAGUUCUUCAAGCCAGGGAUGUCCUAUGAACUGAUGGUGCACGUCACCAACCCUGAUGGUUCCCCAGCUGCCCAUGUCCCUGUGGUAUCUCAACCCAUUCAGGCUAAGGCAGCUACCCAGGACAAUGGAAUAGCCAAACUGAUCCUGAACACACCAGACACACAAGAGCUAAACAUCACCGUAAAAACAAACCAAGUGGGACUCCCAGAUGAACAUCAGGGAAUCAAGACCAUGCUGGCUACAGCCUAUCAAACCCAGGGAAAUUCUAGAAACUAUCUCCAUUUAUCAGUCUCAGCCACAGAAAUCAAAUCUGGGGACUAUGUAUAUAUCAACUUCAACGUAAGAAGCAACAAUCCACAAGUAUUAAGACAAAUCAGAUAUUUCACCUACAUGAUCUUGAAUAAAGGGAGGAUAAUCAAGGCUGGGAGACAAUCCACAUCUCCUGGGAGGAAUCUAGUGACCAUGUCUUUGUUCAUCACGCCAAAUCUUAUCCCUUCCUUCCGAAUUGUGGCUUAUUAUCAAGUGGGGAACAGUGAGAUUGUGGCUGACUCUGUCUGGGUGGAUGUGAAGGAUACCUGCAUGGGAAAGCUGGUUGUAAAAGGAGCAACUGAAGCUGACAAUCGAAUUCACCGGCCAGGAGAUGCAAUGAAAAUCAAAGUGGAAGGGGAUUCAAAUGCUCGGGUUGCCCUUGUGGCUGUGGACAAAGCCGUCUAUGUCCUGAACAAAAGUAAUAAGAUAAGUCAGACUAAGAUCUGGGAUACAGUAGAAAAGAGUGACAUUGGCUGUACCGCAGGCAGUGGUAGGAACAACGUGGGAGUGUUUGAAGAUGCUGGGUUGGCCCUGGAAACUAGCAACAAGUUUUCCACAAAGCAAAGAACAGAGAUAAAGUGCCCCCAAGUGGCAAAAGACAGAAGCCGUCGCUCCAUACAGCUCAAGUCUGAAACAAGCCAAGGUGACCAUGAUGAAUUUAUCAUGGAUGAGGAAGAUGUGUUAUCCAGGACCGAGUUUCAAGAGAGCUGGUUAUGGGAAACUAAAGUACUGACGGAAGCUCCUAACCAACAAGGGAUCUCAUCCAAAAUAGUGCCUUUUUACCUGAGGGAUUCCAUCACAACCUGGGAGGUGUUGGCAGUGAGCAUUUCGGAAACAAAAGGCAUCUGUGUAGCUGAACCUUAUGAAAUAAUGGUUAUGCAGGACUUCUUCGUUGACCUAAAGCUGCCUUACUCAGUAGUCAGAAAUGAGCAGGUGGCGAUUCAAACUAUUCUCUACAAUUAUGGAAUAACGGCUAUCAAGGUGCGAGUGGAACUGAUUCACAACCCGGCCUUCAAGCAGCACUACAGGCACGAUGUCACUAUCAGGGCACAGUCCUCUACAACAGUCCCAUUUGUUUUGGUGCCACUCGAGGUGGGGUUACAUGACAUCGAGGUCAAAGCGUCUGUUUGGAACUGGAUGAAGUCUGAUGGGGUGAAAAAGAAGCUCCGGGUUGUGCCUGAAGGGAUACGGAAAUCGCUUAUAAGAGUUAUUGAGUUGGAACCCUCUAAAAAAGGAAAAAAUGGAGUCCAGGAAGAGCUGGUGAAAGCUCAACAUUUUGAUGAUAUUGUUCCUGGAACUGAACCAGAGAUCAAAAUUAGCAUUCAAGGAGACCCUGUGGUUCAUCUUAUUGAGGAGUCUAUUGAUGGAAGCAACCUGAAACAUCUCAUCAGAACACCUUCUGGCAAUGGGGAACAGAACAUGGUCACCAUGACACCAUCAGUUAUUGCCACUCUCUAUCUUGAUGCCACGGAUCAAUGGGAGAAGAUUGGGCUGAAUCGCAGGGCUGAGGCCAUCAAACAAAUCUUGAUAGGUUAUGCCCAGCAGAUGGCGUACAAGAAACCAGACCACUCCUAUGCUGCACUUGUAACCCGCCCAUCUAGCACUUGGCUAACAGCGUAUGUAGUGAAGGUCUUUUCCUUGGCUUCCGAAAUUGUAUCAACCAUUGAUGCCCGGAUUGUCUGCGGAGGUGUGAAGUGGCUGAUUCUGGAGAAGCAAAAGCCAUAUGGGUUUUUCAGUGAAGAUGCCCCUGUGAUUCAUGGAGAAAUGGUGGGAGGCUAUAAAGGAACUGAAUCAGAUACAUCAUUAACAGCUUUUGUCCUGGUUGCUUUGCUGGAAUCCCGAAGCCUCUGUGAGAAACACAUUAACGUUCUACACAGCAGCAUCAACAAAGCUUCUGACUAUUUACUGAAGAAAUAUGACACAUUGAAAAGGCCUUAUACCACAGCACUCACAGCCUAUGCCUUGGCCCUGGCAGGGAGAUUGAAUGAUGACAAAGUCCUCAUGGCAGCAUCAACAGGCAGGAACCGCUGGGAAGAAUAUAAUGCCCGAAUCUACAACAUUGAGAGCACCUCCUAUGCCUUGCUGGCCUUACUGAAAAUGAAGAAGUUUGAAGGGACUGGCAUUAUCGUUAAAUGGCUGACAGAGCAAAAAUAUUAUGGAGGAACAGAUGGACAAACUCAAGCAACCAUCAUGAUGUUCCAAGCUCUUACCCAGUACGAGACUGACAUACCUUCUCAUGAGGACUUCAGGCUGAUGGUUACCAUCAAAUUGCCAGAACGACAAGAUCCAAUUCGUUACCUAAUAGAUGACCAGAGUAUGCUUUUAACCAGGACAGCAGAGACCAAGUUCAAUGAAGAUUUCACUGUUCGUGCCUCUGGCCAAGGAAGAGCGACAAUGACAAUUGUGACAAUGUAUAAUGCACAAAUUAAAUCAGAAGCCACUCAGUGCAAGAAAUUCACCCUUGAUGUUAGUGUUGAGCCCCUCAAGCUGAGUAAGGAGGAAUUAAACAGAUCCCUGCAGAUUGUCAAGAUCAAAAUCUGCAUCAGAUAUCUUGGUGAUGUCAAUGCCACAAACUCCGUCAUUGAUGUCUCCAUGCUCACCGGUUUUGCACCUGAUGUUUACGAUCUUAACAGGCUUUCUGAAGGAGUCGGCAGACAUGUUACCAAUUACGAAAUUAACAAAAACUACUCUGAAAGAGGAAAUCUUAUCAUUUACUUGAAAGAGGUCUCUCACACAAAUGAUGAAUGUGUGCAGUUUAGAGCUCACCAGUUUUUCGAAGUCGGUUUCAUUCAACCAGCAUCCGUGAAGGUGUACAACUAUUAUAAUCUAGACAAGCAGUGUAUCAAGUUCUACCAUCUUCCUAAAGAAAGUGGCCUCCUCAGUAAGAUAUGUCAUGGUGAUGUUUGCCGAUGUGUAGAAGAAAACUGUUCCUUGCUCAACAAUAUGAAGACAGAGGUUGAUCUACAGCAACGACUUCAUCUGGCCUGCAAGACAGGAGUGGAUUAUGUAUACAAAGCCAAAUUGGUUCGAAUAGAAGAGGAAAAUGGUUAUGCGAACUACUACAUGCAAGUUCUGGAAAAUAUUAAAGAAGGGACUGAUCCAAAUCCAGAAGCCAGUCCUCGCAAGUUUGUUAGCAAAAUGAGUUGCAGGGAAGCUCUGAAUCUGAAGGAGAACGUCGACUAUUUGAUCUCGGGUGUCACCAAUGACCUCUGGCAGGAAAAGAAUGAUUUCCACUACCUUAUAAGCAAAAAUACCUGGAUCGAGAGGUGGCCAAGUGAAGAUGAAUGUCAAGACCAAGAACUGCAGGACCUGUGCGAUAUCCUCACCCAGUUUUCCAAUACAUUAACAUUUUUUGGCUGCCAAGUCUAACGCAAAUUGCUUGCUGUCUGUUAUUCAGGGAAGACU
Molecule: messenger RNA, 4797 nt
Organism: Anolis sagrei ordinatus
Lineage: Eukaryota; Metazoa; Chordata; Lepidosauria; Squamata; Anolidae
Source: RefSeq, a predicted model, not a curated record